CAAGACUGGCUGCACAGCUGCCGCCGAAUUUAAAGAGACAGGCAAUAGUUUUUUUUAAAUAUCAUAAUCAGCAACCAUUGUCUCAAAGCUUGUUUUCCGAAGCUUCACUCUGAUAUCGCGUACCAGCAGUAGUUACUCGUUGGACCGAUAAUGGCGUUUAAUCAAAGUAGCAUCGAGUCGUAGCUUAUUCCCAUCACAGUUACUUGGCUGGAUUUUCCUUAUUUUGCUUGCUGGCUAAGAUCUCUUACUAGCUAGCUAGCCAACUAAGCGUUGCUAGCUAGCUAGCUUCCCGACGAAGAGCAAGAUUUUUGUCGGCUAGCCAACAACCAGAUACCAAAGCGUAUAAUCAACCAAGUAGUAGUACCUAUAUGCCUGCUACUAUCUCCGGGAUCAUGGCAAAAAUUCAGGCACACAGCAACACGAAGCAAAUAAACCAAAUUCAAGACAAGGCCUAUGUUGUACAAAAGCAAGUGCAACAACAGCACUUUCAAAAACUGAAGGUAAGAGACGGUAACCAAAAAGGGAAAAGUCUUACUCAGAACCAUUUUGUGUUCGUCAGAUAUUGUAUUUAUCUUCAUGCUAAGGAGUUAACGUUAGCUAGAUAGCUAAUCAUAAGGGGUUCUGAAUGGAAUGUUGUAUGAACAGUACUUUAGUGUAGGUUAACUAACGCCAGAUAACUUGGAUUAUUCUAUUGCGUUAGACACGAUUUGAAAAAUCAUUCAUUGGGUCAUCCAGAUACACCACAGACUAGAACAUAUCUAACUAGUUGCUUUGGCUGGUUAGCUAGCUACUUUCCAUUGUCGGAUAACUUUGGGCAUCUGAAGUUCCUUGUUCACAUUUUCUGCCCGCACUGCCAGAAAAAAGUCAAAUUUGCGUUGUCUAGAAUGGGAUGGUGUUUGUUGGCACAAAAUGGGAGACCUGUCUUUAAAUACACACUAUUGCUAGGUAGUUUGUAAUCCGACAACUAACUAGCCAACAUACAGUAACGUUACACGUUGGUUUACUUGCCAGCUAGGUUAUGAAUAGGGUUUUCUCAAUACGCCAUGCUAACAUUAGCUAUUGUAUUGUUUAUUCGUAUUGCUUAUUUUCAAUCGAUGAAAAUAUGCCACACAUAACCAUCGUUUUUGUUAGCUAGCUAACGUUAACCAUACAGUUUAUCUACGUUUUCUUACUUGGCCAGAUUUGAACUACAAUGCACCCAAGGUGUUCUGAUUAUAGCAAACACAGCCAAUUUUCUUUUUCCAUCUCUUGCUCAGCCUAGUUAACUGCUUAUUGUUUGCAGUGUAACUACAAAUAAUAGUGGUAGGUAGUUGGAUGGAUAGCUAAAUGAGUUCAAGACAUCAUGCCAUAAGUUAUUCAGCUAAUGACUUAAUUGAAGAGCAACAUAACUAAUUUGCCCGUUUGUGAAUGUGUAAUAACAGUGAUAAAAUCACACACACAUACACUAGCAUCCUUGUUGAUGAUCUGUCUUUAACCUGGACCCCUUCAUUUCUAGCAUCGUAUGGAAAUAAAAAUAUACAUUUUUAUAUGCUCUAAAUGUUUUCAUUUGGUUUCACACCAUUAUCUUUACCUUCAGGUUGAAGAUGCCCUAUCAUACCUGGACCAAGUGAAAAUUCGAUUUGGGAAUGACCCUGGAAUAUACAACAAAUUUCUUGACAUAAUGAAAGAAUUCAAAUCACAAAGGUAUCACAUUUCCCUUUCCCAUUUGUUGAUACAGUGCCUUGCAAAAGUAUUCAUCCCCCUUGGCGUUUUUCCUAGUUUGUUGCAUUACAACCUGUAAUUUAAAUGGAUUUUUAUUUGGAUUUAAUGUAAUCGACAUACACAAAAUAGUCAAAAUUGGUGAAGUGAAAUGAAAAAAAUAACUUGUUUCAGAAAAUUAAAAAAAAUAAAUAACGGAAAAGUGGCGCGUGCAUAUGUAAUAUAAUAAUAAUAAUAAUAAUAAUAUGCCAUUUAGCAGACGCAUUUAUCCAAAGCCACUUACAGUCAUGUGCGCAUACAUCUUUACGUAUGGGUGGUCCCGGGGAUCGAACCCACUACCCUGGCGUUACAAGCGCCAUGCUCUACCAAUUAAGCUACAGAGGACAACUUUGUAUGCACCCCCUUUGCUAUGAAGAACCUAAAUAAAAUCUGAUGCAACCAAUUACCUUCAGAAGUCACAUAAUUAGUUAGAUUGCACACGGGUGAACUUUAAGUGUCACAUAAUCUCAGUAUAUAUACACCUGUUCUGAAAGGCCCCAGAGUCUGCACCAUGAAGACCAAGGAGCUCUCCAAACAGGUCAGUGACAAAGUUGUGGAGAAGUACAGAUCAGAGUUGGGUUAUAAAAAAAUAUCAGGAACUUUGAACAUCACACUGAGCACCAUUUUUAAAUCCAUUAUUAAAAAAUGGAAAGAAUAUGGCACCACAACAAACCUGCCAAGAGCGGGCCGCCCACCAAAACUCACAGACCAGGCAAGUAGGGCAUUAAUCAGAGAGGCAACAAAGAGACUAACAAUAACCCUGAAGGAGCUGCAAAGCUCCACAGUGGGGAUUGGAGUAAAAAAAAUAAGCAAACACAUUUGGUGUUUGCCAAGAGGCAUAUGGGAGACACCCCAAACAUAUGGAAGAAGGUACUCUGGUCAGAUGAGACUACAAUUGAGCUUUUUGGCCAUCAAGGAAAACGCUGUCUGGCGCAAACCCAACACCUCAUCACUCCGAGAACACCAUCCCCACAGUGAAGCAUGGUGGUGGCAGCAUCAUGCUGUGGGGAUGUUUUUAAUCGGCAGGGACUGGGAAACUGGUCAGAAUUGAAGGAAUGAUGGAUGGCCCUAAAUACAGGGAAAUUCUUGAGGGAAACCUGUUUCAGUCUUCCAGAGAUUUGAGACUGGGACGGAGGUUCACCUUCCAGCAAGACAAUGACCCUAAGCAUACUGCUAAAGCAACACUCAAGUGUUUUAAACAUUUAAAUGUCUUGGAAUGGCCUAGUCAAAGCCCAGACCUCAAUCCAACUGAGAAUCUGUGGUAUGACUUAAAGAUUGCUGUACACCAGCGGAACCCAUCCAACUUGAAGAAGGAAAAAAAAAGGAGCUGGAGCGGUUUGCCUUGAAGAAUGGGCAAACAUCCCAGUGGCUAGAUGUGCCAAGCUUAUAGAGACAUACCCCAAGAGACUUGCAGCUGUAAUUGCUGCAAAAGGUGUCUCUACAAAGUAUUGACUUUGGGGGGGUGAAUAGUUAUGCACGCUCAAAUAAUUUUUUUUUUUUCACAACAACAAAUAUUUUGCAUCUUCAAAGUGGUAGGCAUGUUGUGUAAAUCAAAUGAUACAAACCCCCCAAAAAACUAUCAAUUUUAAUUCCAGGCUGUAAGGCAACAAAAUGGAAAAAUGCCAAGGGGGGCGAAUACUUUCACAAGCCACUCACUGUACAUAGCUUUUUUUAUACUAUUGAAGUUACUCUUAAAUUAUGUUGAGAAGCAGAUUUUCUUAAUGCCAUCUCGUUUAAGGUCUCUUCCUCUGUCCCAAUGAAAUUUGUCAAAUCUUUCUUUCCUUCAUAGCAUUGACACACCGGGUGUUAUAAACCGGGUGUCUCAGCUCUUCCACGGGCACCCGGACCUUGUCUUAGGAUUCAAUGCCUUCCUGCCCCCAGGGUAUCGGAUAGAGAUUCCCAAGAAUGGAGUGGUUUUCCUUCAGUCCCCAUUCUCUGCCCAGGUGGGUCACUCCUAAAUGUGUAUUGAUUUGGUUUACAGACAACUCUAAUACUGGCUGCCUAUGCACAACAUUUGUAACCCAGUUUUAUUAAUCAACUAUUAUACCAAGUACUGGCAGUAGGCCUAUAUAUAAGUGGAGUUUGCCACAACUUCUCCACAAGAGCAGACCAAAAUGGUCAGACAUCAAGGUGCUCUUAUGACGCAUGUUGUGAAGUUAAUUUAUGUUAACCACGAGUGACCCUUUUUCUUUGGUAGGUGUCCCCAGGUCAGGGGAAGAGUAUGGCAAGCCCUGCUGUGAGUGCCACAGGCUCAUCUGUUGCUGAAGUUGGAUCUGCCCAAAGUGAAGCUGUGGCAUCGCCUGAAAGUAUCUACUCAUCCUCUGGGCCCCCAGAGCCUCCUAGUAGACUGUCCUUGCCACUCCCCAGUCGAGAGAGCCCAUCCCAGCCACAGUCCUCCUCAGUGUCCCCCCCUGCCUCAGAGCCCAGCCCAGUAGAAUUUGACAGUGCCAUCAGCUAUGUCAACAAGAUCAAAAACCGCUUCUUAGACCAUCCAGAGAUCUACAGAUCCUUCCUUGAGAUACUACACACUUACCAGGUACACUGUGUCAUCAAUAUGGUAAUUGAUUUGUUUUUCUGUCAAUUGAAAACAAUAUAUUAGUUUGAUAUAAAGUGAAGUCUGCUUAAAGUGAAGUUGUUUGCUAGCAUCAAGGCUACUUUAAAUUUUUGCAGAUUAGUGUGUAUCAUAUCACAGGUUCUCCGAUGGAAUAAUUGUCUGUUUUUGUCUUUUCAGAAGGAGCAGCUUGAGGUCAAGGAGAGCCGGGGUCAUGGUAGUAGUGGGAUGACAGAGGAUGAAGUUUUCUCGAAAGUGGCCAGCCUCUUCAAAGGCCAAGAGGACUUACUGGCUGAGUUUGGACAGUUCUUACCAGAUGCUAAGAGAUCACUGGUCAGUAUUUUCCCCUUCUUUCUGAGAGCGUCCUGUCCAUGGUCAUUUUCUGUUAUCAGUUGACUUUCAGUGCAAUUUGUGUUUCUAUAUCGAACUAUCAGUUCUGUGUCCUUUCAGUUCACUGGCAGCUCCCUGACAGGGAAAGACCAUCUGAAGAGGGACGAGGACAUGAGCAAGAAGAGACCCAGGCCCAUGCUGCUGCCUCACAUGACACCACUGCUCAAGGUCUGGACUUAAUCACACAUUUAUACACGUCUGCAUUUUCCUAGAAGACAUUUACUGUAUGUGAUUGGUUCUGUUUUUUUGUUUUUAGAAAAAGAUGAAGUUUUCAUGCUCCAAAGACCAGUCCUUUGCCUCAGUUGGGAAGCAUGGAGUCUUGCGGGAGUUCACCUUUUUUGACAAGGUAAUGCUCAAGACAGCCCAGGUAAUGCUCAAGACAGCCCAAUGCUCAAGACAGCCCAUAAUGUGUUUUGGCUGUGACAGAUGUCAUGAAAGCCUUGGUCACCAAUUACGAUUUUUAAAAAAAUUCCAAUUUGUUGCAGCUUCGCCGUUUCUUCAAGAGUCGGGAGGUAUACGAGAACUUCCUCCGCUGCAUUGCUUUGUUUAACCAGGAAGUGGUUUCGGGAGCAGAGCUGCUGCAGCUUGUCACUCCCUUUCUGGGGUAAGUGGAUCGUGGGAGGUUUCAGGGAGAACAGUCACUGAUGUCUGUCUCAGUAAAUAAAUGCAUAAUGAUAUUAUUGUACUGCAUGAAGGGCAGUAUGUUUUGCCAAGUCUCCUCUUGAGCCAUUCAUUCAUUUGUACAUGUUCAUUAUUUCCUCCAGGAAGUUUCCAGAGCUAUACACCCAGUUCAAGUCUUUUCUGGGAGACAAGGAGCUCUCUCAUUCAGUGUCUGGCUUGUCAGACCGAUACAUGGAAGGAGGUGGGGGCAGGGAGGUCGACUAUGCCUCUUGCAAGCGCCUGGGAUCCAGCUACAGAGCACUACCCAAGACUUACCAGCAGCCCAAGUGCAGCGGUCGCACUGCCAUCUGCAAAGAGGUGCUCAUAACUGAAAGCAGUUCUGUAUUUAUUUAAAGUUUUGCCAUUCCAGCACCUCUGAUUUCUAUUUCAAGUGUAUAGCCCUUUUUUGAGUCUGGUAGGAGACACUACAAAGUUGUUGGCUGAAGGCUUGCUAUAUGGCCUUGACAGGGAUCACUAUUGCUCCAAUAGCUGUGAAUCUACUUCCAUGGUCGUUUUGUUUAAGCUGCUACAUGCCAGUGCCUCGUGAUUAUCCACAUUUAUUCAAAGUUAAACUUAGCUAACGCUUAUUCAGUGCUUUUGUCUUGAUAUCUAUAUCAGAAGAUUGAGGAUGGGGUAAUUUAUUAAAGAUCAAUCGGAAUUGAAUGUCAUUUUGUAUUUCGCCAAUCAACGGCUUCUGGUUGGCAUCAAUGAUAAUAUUCUCAGUUGUAUGGAAAAUGAAAGUAAAACCAAAAUACUGUAUUUCCAGGUGCUGAAUGACACCUGGGUGUCCUUCCCCUCGUGGUCGGAGGACUCUACGUUUGUGAGCUCAAAGAAAACCCCAUACGAGGAGCAGCUUCAUCGCUGUGAGGACGAAAGGUUUGAGGUGAGCAAGCCGAGAUAUCAGAAGUACUACUACUACAGCCACCAACUACAUGCAAACAAACUAUUCUCCCUUAUCUACCCAGAGCAUCACUGCAGAAUCACUUUUGAGGACCUUAUUCGAGAAACAUUUUCUCACUGUUAUUUUCCUGUUUCCUCCAGUUGGAUGUGGUCCUGGAGACUAACCUGGCCACCAUCCGGGUCCUGGAGAGCGUUCAGAAGAAACUGUCCCGUCUGUCGCCUGAGGACCAGGACCGCUUCCGUCUGGACGACUGUCUGGGAGGCACCUCUGAGGUCAUCCAGCGCCGAGCCAUCUACCGUAUCUAUGGCGACAAGGCCCCUGAGAUUAUAGAGGGGCUGAAGAGGAGCCCUGCUACUGCCGUGCCUGUGGUGCUCAAGAGGUCAGGGUGCACACACGUACACAUGCAGAGAUUUGACCCAAAUUACUUGACCAAUGUGAAUCUUGCUGUGUGUUAAUUCUUCUGUCCUCUCCGCUGUGUCUGUAGAUUGAAAGCGAAGGAGGAGGAGUGGAGAGAAGCCCAGCAGGGAUUCAACAAGAUCUGGAGGGAGCAGUAUGAGAAGGCCUACCUCAAGUCCCUGGACCACCAGGGGGUCAACUUCAAGCAGAAUGACAUGAAGGCCCUUCGAUCCAAGAGCCUGCUCAAUGAGAUUGAAAGUGUUUAUGAUGAGGUGAGUACUCCGAUUCAAUCUACUUUCUUUGUAUUCGCCCGACCGAUAAAUCAAAGGUUCUUAGAAAGGAGGUGUUCUCCUGUGUUGUCUAACCUGUGUGUUUGUCCCCCUCAGCGUCAGGAGCAGAGCACAGAGGAGGGGGGCGUGGUCCAGCAGGGGCGUGACGGGAGCAGCAGGGCAGCGGUCAGCGAGCCCCACAUGGUGUUCACCUACGAGGACAAGCAGAUCCUAGAGGACGCCGCCUCCCUCAUCAUCUACCACGUCAAACGCCAGCCCACCAUCCACAAGGACGACAAGGACCACAUCAAGCGCAUCAUCCAGCACUUUGUCCCUGACCUCUUCUUCUCCCGCCGCGGCGAGCUCAGCGAGACGGAGGAGUGGACGGACGAGGAGGUGGAGGAGAGAGGAGACAGGGGAGGAGGAGGUGGCAGUGUACCAGGAGCCGUAGCAGCACCAGGCAGUCAGCAACAACAACCGCAGCAGCUGAACGGGGAGUCGAGGCGGCGGCGCUGUACCUCUCCUCAGACAGUGGAGCUGGGUGGAGCCUCCUCCCACAGCCUGGCUCCAGAGGGAGGGGAGAAGGUGGACCUGAGAGACCCUGAGGCAGAGCACCAGAAGGAGCUGGACGGAGUCUACAACCUGUUCUUCGUCAACAACAACUGGUACUUCUUCCUGCGGCUGCACCAGACCCUGUGCCAGCGGCUGCUGCGGGUGUACCGGCAGGCGGAGAGGCAACUGCUGGAGCACCGGGCAGAGCAGAACCGUGAGAGGCUUCUGAUGGCCGAGGGCCGCGACUUGGCCAUGGAGCUCCGCCUCAAACAGCCCAGUAAGAACCUCUUAGAUCUAAUGUCCUUCAUAUUUAGUAGCCUGAAUUUCUUUGAGUAUAGGAGAGGGAACAUUAGGCUCAAGUAUGCAAUGUUAUUUGAGAGGGAAGUUCUGUAGCUAGCUAGUGUCUGUUCAAUGACCUUUGAACUCGCUCUACAGGUGAGGUGGAACUGGAGGAGUACUACCCAGCGUUCCUGGAUAUGGUGCGCAGUCUUCUGGAUGGGAACCUGGAGUCCACGCAGUAUGAGGACACACUGCGGGAGAUGUUCACCAUCCACGCCUACAUUGGCUUCACCAUCGACAAGCUCAUCCAGAACAUCAUUAGACAGGUCAGUGGUGUGUCUCUCUAGUUGCCAGUUUUCAUUAAGAAUCUACAGAACCAGAUGCAUGUUCGUUAACUACCUAUUCAUUCUUUACCUCAAGAAUAUAGUGAUCCUGAAGUGUUUAACUGUUCUCUGAGUGCCUGUAGGUUUUCCUUUCGCUAAACUGACAUGCCAUUUCUCUCUCUCUUCCUGCAGCUGCAGCACCUGGUGAGUGACGAGGUGUGUCUGCAGGUGGCGGAGCUGUACCUGGCCGAGAGGAAGAGGGGCGCGGCGGGGGCUAACCUGUCGUCCCAGUGUGUGAGAACAGCCUGGGAGACCAACUACCAGUGGAAGUCUGAGAGGGUCAUGGCUGAGGAGAACUGCUUUAAGGUAACGGCCUGCCCUGGGGACAAAUGCUGAGCUUUGUAUAUUUGAAGAGAUUUUCUGUAUAUUUUAUUUGGGUGAAGCGGGAUGGUUUUGUUCGUAGGAGUUCAGCUGCUGCUUAUUGUAACAGAGAUUUAAUGCGUUCUGAAACCGUCUUAAGUGUUGAUCAUUGAUGUUUAAUGGCUUGCUGGGAUGUGAUUUAUUUUGUAGGUAAUGUUCAUUCAGAACAAAGGCCAGGUGACAUUGACCAUUGAGCUGCUGGACACCGAGGAGUCCCAGACUGAUGAUCCAUUGGAUGUACAGGUAAAGAAUCCUACGGACAGUCGCACUGUUAGCACCUUUAGAAUGUCAUAGUAUUCCCUUUGGACAUGAACAUAGACUGGCCUUGAAUAGCAACCUGCUGUGCCCUAAAGCAGAAUGUCAUAGUAUUCCCUUUGGACAUGAACAUAGACUGGCCUUGAAUAGCAACCUGCUGUGCCCUAAAGCAGUGGUAUUCAAAGUCGGGGUUGGGAACUGCAGUGGGGUCGCCCCAAUUUUUUUUUUGACUGGAUGACUCAAUAGGUCUUCAGUAGCUGGAACCAAAAAUUAACAAUACAUAUAUACAACGUUUUUGAGAAAGAUCAUUUGAUAAAGCACAUUUAUUUAUUGGUUUCUUUUAAUUUUGAUGAGAGAUGAAAAUGUAAUGAAUUGAAGUUUAUUUGUUGAUGUAAAAAUGUACUGAUUUUUAAGGUUGUCCUUAUUUUUGCCCCAAAAAAUGGGGUCCCCUGAAAUUCUAGUGGAAAAUAAAAAUCAGUUCCCUGCUGAAAUAGUUUGAAUACCACUGACCUAAAGCAGGGUUUACCAAACUCUGUCCUGGGGCCCCCCCUGGCUGCAUAUUUUGGUUUUUGCCCUAGCAAUACACAGCUGAUUUAAAAUAACCAACUCAUCAAGCUGUGGCAGGAUGAGUUUGGGAAACCCUGCCCUAACGGAACCCUAGAACAGUAGGGCCUGCACCAGCUUUUGAAGGGGCAGCUUUCUUUAUACAGGUUGAGGUUAAUAAAUUGUCAACAUUAUUAUUGCUCCCAACCACUUUGAAAACUAAAUUAAGCAAUAAGGCCAAGGCCAGAAGGUGUGGUAUAUGGCCAAUAUAACACGGCUAAGGGCUGUUCAUACCACGACGCAACGCUGAGUGCCUGGAUACAGCCCUUAGCCGUGGUAUAUUGGCCAUAUAUCACAAACCCCUGAGGUGCCUUAUUGCUAUUAUAAACUGGUUACCAACGUAAUUAGAGCAGUACAAAUAAAUGUUUUGUCAUACCCGUGGUAUAGUCUGAUAUACCACAGCUUUUAGCCAAUCAGCAUUCAGGCUCAAACCACCCAGUUUAUAAUGACCAAUAAACCCUGAUUGAGUUUAUGGCCUUUGUUAUUUAAUCUCACAGUUUAGUGCUUUGAAAUGGCAUUGUUUUGAUAUUGAUACAUUUUUCUCUAUCCCUGUUCAGUGCCUGUCCAGCUAUAUGGAACAGUUUGUAGGGACCAAGUCAACGCUUUGCUCGCAGAAUGAAGGCUACUUUUUCAAACCUGUAUUUUUGCCCAGGUGAGAUAUUCACGCUAUUACCUUUGGUUGUGAUGUCCAUAUCUUGGCCAUUGAAUGAAGCCACAUGAUUUCCCUAGACGUUACACAGCAAUGCUGUGUUUUCACAUAGUCAUUUCACUAUCUUAACUAAUGACUGUCAAAAGCACUGCAGUGCAGAUAGUUCGUUUCUGCUCGCCAUAACAGCCAAGCACAAAAUGAGUCCUAGCAUAUCAGGCUCUGAUUUGAAUAUGACUGUCCCUUGCUUCACUGUGGUCCUCUGUCUGAACCACAGUAUUUUCCCUCUGGUGUGUGUGUGUAGGAACCUGAGGCACUUCAGACGCUGGCAGGUGCGCCAGGUGGAGGCGAUGCGCUGCAGACGGGAGUGGCACAGACAGCUGGGUGUGGAGAGUGCUGGCAGCCUGGACUGCCGCUUUAAACUCAACACCCACAAGAUGGUGUUCGUCAUGAACUCUGAGGACUACAUGUACCGCCGGGGAGCGCUGGUCAAAGCCAGGAAGGUAGCUAGGACCAUUUUAUGUCUAGGAUUGCAUGUGUGAGGUGAAGAAAAGUUAAGUUGGGCAUUGAACGAGAAGGGACAAGAUUAUAUAUGAAGUUAUUUAUAGCUACAGAUCGCAGACAAAUUCUGCUUCCAACACUUUUAAAGUGUUAUGUGUCUUGUUUUGGCAUCAGCUAGACAUCGUCAUGGCACUUAUCAUCCAGAGUGCUUCCACUGUGGAAUGUUGUCCCUUUAAGACACUGUCUGUAGGUCUGACAGUGACUGACUCUUCCCAUCUGUCUCUCUCCCACAGUCCCAGCACAGGGUCGCUGUGAACCAGCACGAGCGCUUUGACAAGUGGCACCAGGGCUGGCUAGCGGAGCAUGUGAUCCCGGCGGCCGAGCGCUCGGUCCACGACUGGCUGAUAGGUGAGGAGAUGGAGGACAUGAUCCCGUGCAAGACCACCUGCCUCAACACACAGGUCAAAGGCCUGCCUGUCAACAGAUACCAGGUGCAUUACAGUAGGAAACCCACCUCUCCGUAGAGGCCACACACACUCACUACACACACAUGGAGAGCGAUGGACUUGGCAGACAUGUUGAGACUGAGAGACCAGGGCAUCCUGGGGGAAUCCAGCACAGAACACAGGAGAUCUUCAUCUGACUCACCCAUGCUGCUUCUCUGUUCACACAGUCAGCAGUGCAAGCAGAGUGAUGGGAGAUUCAAAUCAUUGAGUUUGUUUCAGAAAUGUGAAUGUCUCUUUUUUUUAAGUCCAUUGUAGUUUUUAGCUUCUGAAGCCAGAGGGCCUUUUUGUUUGUUUGUAUAUGUUUAUACUGAAGUACUGAGAGAAAUGGUUAGAAAAAAUGUGUCAUACUCCAUUGUCUUUUGUACAGUAAGCUGAACUUAAGUAACUGCAUUACUGUAUGUGCAUAUACAACUGUACACAUUUUAUAUAUGCAUUUACAUGAAUAUGAAUGAAAUUUAAAAUGUCCAUGGAUCUAAGUGUUUUCUGGCAGCCAAUUCUUGACAUUUUCUUUGUCUUGUGACUAAUCUAAAAAUUGAUGAUUGCCAAGGUGACGAGUCCUCACUAUUGAUUCAAUUUUAUUAAUUUUAUGGAACAUUGGAAUUAUGUAUCAUUCAUGAUUUCACCAAAUCUUUACUUUGUCAUUUUGCAUACUAAAAUAAACAAAAUCAGUGUUAAAAAAAGAAUGUAUAACAUUUAUCCUGUAUCAGUUAUCAUGAAAAUAAACAACCUAGUUGUGAACUUCUUAAACAGCCUGGAAAAGCCUGGUCUUUUCUUUCAUUUGAUUGUGUUGGGCUGCAGAACUUGUAAGGUAUGGG
Messenger RNA from Coregonus sp. 'balchen', 11804 nucleotides. The record is from the annotation of a GenBank genome assembly. Lineage: Eukaryota; Metazoa; Chordata; Actinopteri; Salmoniformes; Salmonidae.